AUGCUGUUUGUCCGAUGGUUUGAUCCGGUGCGGCGGUACCAUUCUGGGAUUCAAGCGGCCCGUCUGCCAAAAGUUGCAUUUGUACCCGAGACUGAUGACUCGGCUUUCGGUUUCGUCGAUCCUGCGUUGGUGAUUCGCGGGGUGCACCUGAUUCCAGCCUUCGCAAAUGAAAGGGUGCUCCAAUCCACACCACAGCAAACAUCAGCUGGACACAAAUGGAGGUUGGACGAUGAAUGGACUGCGUACUAUGUCAAUAUGUUUGUAGAUCGUGAUAUGUUCCUUCGUUUUACCAACGCUGGUGUCGGCCACGGACCCUGGAGAGUAGAGGAUCCAAGCGAGGAUUCAGGAGAAGCCUAUAGCCAUGACGAACCUGGUGAGGAGGACGAGGACGAGAUAGGGGAAGAGGAAGAGGAAGAUGAGGAGAGCCAAAUGGGAGAGAAUGAUGACGGGGACGAGGGGAACGAGGAGGAGGGAGAUGAUGACGAGAACGAGAACGAGAACGACGAGAACGAUGAGAACGACGAGAACGACGAGAACGACGAGAAACGAGAACGACUCUGA
Molecule: messenger RNA, 561 nt
Organism: Suillus clintonianus
Lineage: Eukaryota; Fungi; Basidiomycota; Agaricomycetes; Boletales; Suillaceae
Exons: 2
Coding region: 1-561 (186 amino acids)
Source: RefSeq, a predicted model, not a curated record